AUGGCAUCUCACAAGCCCGUCAUCGUCGUCGGAUCCGGCCUAGCCGGUCUGUCUGCCGCCCACGAGGCUCUCAAGGCCGGCGCCUCCGUGCAGAUGCUCGACCGCGCGCCCAAGCCAGGCGGCAACAGCAUGAAAGCAUCGUCCGGUAUCAACGGCGCAGGGACGCGGUUCCAGAAGGCCCUUGGUUUGAGGAAGGAUGACCUUUUCUAUGAAGACACGAUCAAGUCUGGCGGCGUGCGAUUCAAGGAGGCCAAAGGAGUCGUUGAUCGGCCGAGGCUUGUUGAUUUAUUGACAAAGAGCUCCGGGGGGGCAGUGGAUUGGCUAGUUGACGACAUCGGUGUCGACUUGAGUGUUGUUGCGCCUUUGGGAGGACACUCCAUGGCAAGAACGCACCGCGGGGCGGGCAAGACGCCUCCUGGAGCGGCCAUCGUGACGACUUUGUUGAAGAAGCUUGGCGAGAACCCCGAGUUUCAACUCAAGAACUCUGCCGAGGUCACGUCACUAAAGGUCGUAGACGGAGUCGUCCAGGGCGUCCAGUAUACCCAGGACGGAGAGCAACAUGACCUCGAAGGAGCCGUCGUCUUCGCCGUCGGAGGUUUCGCGGGUGACGCAAACGGUCUCUUGGCCAAGUACCGUCCAGACCUUGCGGGUCUCCCAUCAACAAACGAGGCCCGGCCUGCUUCGCACGGCAUCCUCGAGGCCGUCGGCGCAGAGUUUGUCGACAUGGAUAGCGUACAAAUACACCCCACUGGCUUCGUCGACCCCAAGGACCCGGAGGCGCAGUACAAGUUCCUCGCAGCCGAGGUCCUCCGCGGCGAAGGCGGCAUUCUUCUGUCAAACAAGGGCGAGAGAUUCGUCAACGAGAUGGAGACGAGAGAGCAUGUCAGCAAGGCCAUCAUGGCGGUGCCACCAAAGGAGAACAGCGAGACGAGGCAGUGGGACGUGACUCUGCUUAUGGACCCUGGUGCGAUUGAGGUAGCCGAGGGACAUCUGGGCUUCUACCUCUGGAAGGGCUUGAUGGAGAAGAAGAAGGUCAAAGAUCUUAGCCCGGAAGUUAUCAAGGCUGUUGACGAGUACUCGGCCCUGGUAGCCUCCGGAACGGACACGGCGUUCGGCCGGCGGACGUUCGGUCGGUGGAGGCUGAAAGCCGGGGAGGGCAACCGCGAAAAAGAAGUUUGCGUCGGCCGGGUCACGCCGAUUACCCACUUCACCAUGGGCGGUGCCUCAUUCAACCUCAAAGCCCAGGUGCUGCGCGAGAACAACACUGCCAUCGAAGGUCUUUGGGCAGCAGGUGAGAUCACUGGUGGUAUCCACGGCGACAACAGGCUUGGAGGAUCAUCACUGCUGGAGUGCGUGGUUUUUGGAAGGAUAGCAGGCCAACAGGCGGCCAAGUCGGCAUUGAGCUCGUGA
Molecule: messenger RNA, 1410 nt
Organism: Colletotrichum siamense
Lineage: Eukaryota; Fungi; Ascomycota; Sordariomycetes; Glomerellales; Glomerellaceae
Gene: FRD1
Product: Fumarate reductase 1
Exons: 1
Coding region: 1-1410 (469 amino acids)
Molecular function (GO): oxidoreductase activity; FMN binding
Source: RefSeq, a predicted model, not a curated record